UUGCUUUGUUGUUGUUGCUGUUUGUAAUCAACAAUAAUAAAUUUCAUCAACAAAAUGUCAUUGAUAACAAGUUAUACUCCAAAUUAUUUUUCAAUAAAUGAUAUUUUGGCAACUGAAGAAAGAAUAUUGUGUACUAUUGAAAUAACACUACCUCGUUUAGGAUUUUUAGAUGUUUCAACAGAUGAAGAAGACCUAAAAAAAGGAACAAAAUUAGAAUUUCCAUUUUGGUUGGCACAGACAAUGGGCUGCAGAAGAACACCAAUUGUCAGUAUUGAAAUACCAAAAUAUUACAAAGAAGGUUAUAGAGAAAUUUUAGAAGCAGAUGCUUGUGCAGUAACACUUAGCAGAUGGAAUCCAUGUUAUUAUGAAUUAGGAAUGCUUUUAAAUCAAUUUACUAAUGCUGAAACUGAAAAAAUACCAGCAAGUUUAGAAAAGACUUUUAGAUCUCGAAUAAGACUUGUGAUGGAUUGGGCACAAAAUCCAGUAUCAGAUCCAACACUAGGUAGCCAACUUCCAAUAUUAGAAAGAAAUUUAUUUACAGCUGGUCGAAAAGCAAGAGUACAAUUAAUAUCUUGGCUAAAAGAAGGUGUUGGUUCCAUUGAAACAUCUGAAGUUGUUGCUAGUUUUAUGAAAAAACGUAAACGUGCUGAAUUUGAGGCAAAUUAAUAUUUAAAAAAUAAAAAAUACCAUCAAUUAAUAGGAAAUAAUUUUAUUGAUAAUAUGUAAACAUACAUAUCCCUUUAUUUAAUUAUACAAACAUAAAAUUUAAUGAUAAUUAAAUAACAAAUAAAAAUCAUAUAUACAAAUAAAAGUAAACAAUAUAUUUAUUUAUUUUUAAAUUAUAACAAGCAAAUAAAUUGGAUGUUUUAUUUUUUUUUAUUUAACUCACAACCCAUAAUUAAAUUUUUUAAUAUUUAAUAAUUUGAUAAUUUUUUUAAUUUCACCAUAAUUUUGAUUAUUUUAUUCAUUAUUUAUUUAUUUAUUUUUAUUAACUUAUUUUUUAUUAUAAAUUGAACAAUUUUUUUUGAUUCUUUUCUUUUUUUUUUUUUAGAAAGUAACAUUUUAAUUUAAAGAUUUAUCGAAAAUCAUUUUUAAAAAA
Aphidius gifuensis is the source of this 1099-nucleotide messenger RNA. RefSeq names its product DNA replication complex GINS protein PSF3 (gene Psf3). Bases 55 to 666 code for a protein of 203 amino acids. The record is from RefSeq and is a predicted model, not a curated record. Lineage: Eukaryota; Metazoa; Arthropoda; Insecta; Hymenoptera; Braconidae. Gene Ontology annotation, cellular component: GINS complex. Gene Ontology annotation, biological process: mitotic DNA replication initiation. The transcript is spliced from 4 exons.